AUGAAACCGCGUAUCCCGAUAUCGCCAUCCUCUUCAGCCCGCCGCCUGGAUUUGAGCUUCCUCAAACUAACCACCUUCUGGAUGCUGCAGGCAGGGAAUAUCAUCCAGAGCUUUGGGUAUUUCCUACCCACGACAUUUCUCCCUUCUUAUUCGACGACAACUGUCGGACUCUCUCAGAGCACGGGUACAAUGCUAGUAUCUUUGUUCAACGCAACGUCCAUCUUCGGCGGGAUAGCCCUUGGAUCCCUCUGCGACAGAUUCUCCGUCACGAACAUUAUGCUGCUAUCCUCGGUUGGCUCUGCGCUGUCAGUGUUGCUGUUCUGGGGCAUGGCGUCAUCCUCUGGGUCAGGCUCGUCUCAAACAGCCAUUGGUCUCCUCACUGUUUUCUCCAUUACAUAUGGCUUCUUUGCAGGUGGGUUCAGCUCCACUUGGUCUGGAGUCAUCACGCAGAUUAAGCGUGACUCCUCGCCAUCCUUGGAGACUGGACUUGUCUUUGGUCUGCUUGCUGGUGGACGGGGAAUUGGGAAUGUGAUCAGUGGGCCACUGAGUACAGUCCUGCUUCACUCGGGGUCUCUAGGGGAUUCCGGUCUGAGUGGCAGCACUGGUUAUGAGACGCAGUAUGGAACUCUGAUUCUUUUUACUGGUAUCACGGCUUUCUUUGGCGCAUGGAGCUGGAUAUGGCGGUACAUCAGCCCUGCGCUGCGGUAUCUCAGUUGA
Penicillium bovifimosum is the source of this 717-nucleotide messenger RNA. Its product is annotated as putative MFS monocarboxylate transporter. Gene Ontology annotation, biological process: transmembrane transport. The transcript has a single exon. Gene Ontology annotation, cellular component: fungal-type vacuole membrane. The coding region runs from base 1 to 717 and encodes 238 amino acids. Gene Ontology annotation, molecular function: transmembrane transporter activity. Lineage: Eukaryota; Fungi; Ascomycota; Eurotiomycetes; Eurotiales; Aspergillaceae. The record is from RefSeq and is a predicted model, not a curated record.